AUGGUACAGACGCAUAGCGUUCCUUUAUACCCCCACAGCAGGGCCAUUUACCGGGUAGACUCUGUGGCCAUAGAUGUGCUAGAUAGAGGCAGUCCAUUCACGUUUGUCCUAGUUCAUGGGCAUUGCUCGAACAAGCACGCAAUCUUCUUUGAUGCAAUCUUUGAAAGGUCUCCCCAUAAUGUGGUCCGAUUUGACUCUCCAGGACAAGGGGAUGCACCGGGUACAUACUCCCUCUCUUAUGCGGAUGAGGUUGACGUUCUAUCCUCAGUCCUUGAUCACCUUAAAGAAUACAUACAGGAGUGGGGGUUAAGCCGCACGGUGCUUGUGGGCCACUCGCGGGGAGCAAAUAUAUCUCUGUUGUACAUCCAAAGGUUGGUGUUGCAGUGUCCUGAGCAGCCUGAGCUACCUUAUGUCGUGGUUGUCUCGGGGCGCUUUGAUCUCUCCGGAACCUUAACCAGUCAACUCACACCUGAAGAAGUUCUACAAUUAGAGAACGGCCACGAAUUUACAAAAGCGUUUCCAGGUUGCAGGUGUCCUCUACUAGUGACACCAGCAUUCAUAUUGGAACGCAGGAGCAUCCAACUGGGAGACGCAUGCCGUGUUCUCAGUCAAACAGACAGACUUGCAGUACUUCAUGGUACAAAUGAUCGGGCUGUUCCUCCGCAGGAGAGCUCUCUGAUGGUCCAGUUUUAUUCUGAGGAAAAGAAGAGGAGCAGGCUGAGACUUGUGGAUGAGGCUACACACAACUGGAAAUACAAGCUCGAAGAAGGAUAUCAUGCUUUCUGCGGACUUAUAGAGGGACUACUUGUUGCUCACAGAAAAGACUAG
Giardia duodenalis is the source of this 828-nucleotide messenger RNA. RefSeq names its product Alpha/beta hydrolase family protein. The transcript has a single exon. The record is from RefSeq and is a predicted model, not a curated record. Lineage: Eukaryota; Fornicata; Diplomonadida; Hexamitidae. Bases 1 to 828 code for a protein of 275 amino acids.